Exophiala viscosa is the source of this 1050-nucleotide messenger RNA. Its product is annotated as putative zinc-type alcohol dehydrogenase-like protein C16A3.02c. Gene Ontology annotation, cellular component: mitochondrion. Gene Ontology annotation, molecular function: oxidoreductase activity. The record is from RefSeq and is a predicted model, not a curated record. The transcript has a single exon. Lineage: Eukaryota; Fungi; Ascomycota; Eurotiomycetes; Chaetothyriales; Herpotrichiellaceae. The coding region runs from base 1 to 1050 and encodes 349 amino acids.
AUGCCCGGCAAAGCCCCUUCGACCAUGAGAGCCUGGCAAUACUCCAGCACCAAGGGCGGGCUCGAGAAGAACCUCCAUCUCAACUCUUCCGUCCCAAUCCCUCGGCCGGGUCCCGAACAGUACUUGGUACAGGUCCUCGCCACUGCACUCAACCCUAUCGACUACAAGCCAGCCGAAAACCCGCUGAUCAACCGCUUCUUCAUCCGUAAGCCGGCUACGCCUGGCCUCGACUUCUGCGGGUAUCUGGUGAAAGCACCCGCAGGAUCGACCCUCAAACGAGGCCAACUGGUCUAUGGCGUGACAGGCACCAACCCAAUGGCCGGAGGCGCACUGUCUGAAUUUGCCACCACCCAAAAGAACCAAAUAGUCGCGCUUCCGGAUCACCUUGACCCGACAUCUGCCGCAACCCUCGGCGUGGCCAGCCUCACAGCUUUCCAGACCAUAGUGCCGCACGUCAAGGAAGGCGAUCGAGUGUUCAUCAACGGAGGCAGUGGCGGCACCGGCAUAUUCGGGAUCCAGAUCGCAAAGACACUAGGCUGCUAUGUGGCGACAACCUGCUCCAGUGCCAACGCCGAGCUAUGCAAAAGCCUCGGAGCAGACGAGGUCAUUGAUUACCGCAAACAGAACGUCGUCGAUGCCCUGAAAGCCACGGGUCACAGUUAUGACCACGUCGUGGACAAUGUUGGCCACAACAUGGAGCUGUACUGGAGGUGUCACGAGUACACCAAGCCAAGCGCCCUAUACGUGUUUGUGGCGGGUGAACUCUCUUUACCCCGGAUCUGGGAGACGAUCAAGCGGAAGUUCUGGCCUGGCUUCCUCGGCGGUGGGAAGCGCCAGGCCACAGGCUUCUUCGCACAAGCCAGACCCAAGGAGUUGGAACAGGUAGCUGCAUGGAUGAAGGAGGGCAAGGUCAGGACGGUCAUCGACCAAAAGUUCCCUUUCGACCAAGCACCCAAGGCCAUUGAGAGAUUAAAGACUCAGAGGGCCAGGGGCAAGAUUGUCGUCGAGAUUUCAUCCGAGGCACUAAAGAGUGCGUGGUCCAAAGAAUGA